AUGGACCUUGCUAGCCCUCUGGUCGCUCUCGCUCCUGUACCUGCUGCACAUCGCCGUCGUCCGCCUCGACGUCCUGAGGAUACGCUCCCACCUGAGAUCACCCUCAAGCCACCGCAUCGCCGCGCAGUCACUGCUCGCCGCCGCACGCGUCAAGGCACUCGCCAACGUCAAGUACUUCUCACCAUAAUCGUGCCUUCACGUGUGAUCUGUGUAUCAACCACUCACAUACUCAACCACCCACCCACUCACCCACUCACCCACUCACCUAAUCACCCACUCAACCACUCACAUACUCAACCACCCACCCACUCACCCACUCACCUACUCACAUACUCACCUAAUCACCCACUCACCCACUCAACCACUCAACCACCCACUCAACCACUCACUCACCUAGCCACUCAACCACUCAACCACCCACUCACCUACUCACCUCCCUCCUUCACUGGUCGCUUCGCUCCCUGCCUUCACCUUCCUCCAUCACCUCCUCCGUCGGCGUCCUUCACCCAAAUCCUCAUUUUUCGCCUUUCCCCUACACCUCCGAAAUCGCCCUCUUUCGCCCCUUCGCUUCCCUCACCCUGUCCACCCACCUCCCUCACCUGUCCACCCACCUCCCUCACUCCCUCACUGCCUCCUUGA
This is a messenger RNA of Babesia ovata, 639 nucleotides long. RefSeq lists its product as uncharacterized. The record is from RefSeq and is a predicted model, not a curated record. Lineage: Eukaryota; Apicomplexa; Aconoidasida; Piroplasmida; Babesiidae. Bases 1 to 639 code for a protein of 212 amino acids. The transcript has a single exon.